AUCGCCGAUGCCCAGAAUAAAUUUAUGCGCCACAAUCUGCACCGCAAUCAGGAAUCAGCAGCAGCCAACAACCGACUGAGUGCGCGAGCGAGCAAAGCUGCUUGUUAUUACUGUAGAGAGUCCCGGCCAGCCUGGCGCUCGUUCUCCCACCACGGCUUCGCAGCCGUCCUCGCACGACGGCCGGCUUUCAUCCCCGUGGAAGAAGCAGUUCCAUGUUGUUGGUCUUGUCGUCGCCGCUGUCAUGACGGGUAUCAAGUCCAGGCUUCGGCAAAAGUUGUUGCGGAGAGGGAGCUCUGCCGCCUCGUCGACCAAAAGCGGCGACCGUGCGGUCAAGAAGUCCAUCUCCCUUUCCAAACUGCCCAAGGUCUCCAAUACCCACUCCAGCUCCAACGCAUCCUCCUCCCACGACAUCGACCCACGGUUGACCCAAAGCGAGGUGCUGAACGCUGGCCGCGAUCUCACGCCAGCGUCCGUGCUAGCAACGACCGCGGCGGGGACAUCGACCUCGAGCUCGCUUUUGAAAGAUCGGCACGAUAGCACCGCACCGUCUGCUAAGACCGACGACACCUCCAGUUCGCUUCUCCCUCCCAAGUCCAAAUCUCCAGAAGUUCAUGUCGUCCCCCCGGCUCUCACCCUCGAAGCACCCACUCCCUUGCAUCCUCCUAUCCAGCCCGCAUCGCUGCAGCCGUCGCCCGACCUCAACCUGACCAGCAGCUCCAACUUCACCACCACCACCACCCCCGCCGCCAACGCUACCGCAGAAGAGCCUGCCGAGUCGGAGGAACUGCUGUCGGAGCUCCCUUUGCAAGCCACCACUCACCCACGUCCUCCCCCCAUAGUCCGCCGUCAGUCUCUUGUCGAUCCUGCAAAUACACGCGCAAUUACGCUGCUAGACCCGGGCAUACCCGCUGUCGCUGUCGCCCUACCAUCCGAUCCAUCCACCGACUCUCACCAGCUCCCCGCCCCCACCAACUUCAGCGCCGGCAUGCUGCACCGCAAGAUCUGGGUCAAGCGCCCACAUGCUUCUGCCACCUUGGUUCAGAUCCGUGAGGAUGACCUGGUCGACGAUGUGCGCGACAUGAUCCUCAGAAAGUACGGCAAUUCGUUGGGCAGGAGCUUCGAUGCCCCGGACAUCCUGCUCCGCAUAGUAUCCCGCGACACCCCCAACCACACUAGCUCAAAAUCACAGGAUCGCGUCCUGGGGCCCGAGGAGGAAAUGUGUAGGACAUUGGACGCAUACUUUCCCGGUGGCCAAUCUGUCAGUGAAGCCCUCAUCAUCGAAAUUCCUAAACCCAGGACCCCAAAGGCCUCGCCCCGUGUCCCCCUCUACUAUGCCCACCACGACGACUCGGCCAACCACCAAACCGAAUAUUUCCCUCCCAUGCCCCCCGUGGUCAAUCCUUCCCCGGCUGCCGGCAUUCACGAAUCCCGCGCCUCUCUUACACAUGCUCCGCACUCUAUCGCAGUGCUGCAAACCGGCCAGCUUCCGGCUUUGCACUCACCAGGGAGUUCGAGACGGCACCCGAAACGCCCCAACACUACACGCCAUAACACUGCGUCACCCACCACACUGACUGGUGUUCACCACGCCUCAGCAUCUGCUCGCCCUUCUUCAAACCGCCCUCGCCAUGAUUCAUCCGCGUCGGAAUCAAAACACUCUGCUACCGCGCAUGCUCCCAUACCUACUCCGCCGAUCCCUGUGGAAUCUGUGCGCCAAAACUCGACUCCUCCCACACCGCGAGUGGCCUCACCCCGGCCAGACAAGAAGCCAUCUCGAUCGGGCAAGAAAUCAAGACCCAUAGAGCCACCAAGCCUACCGGCGGGUCUAUUAGACAAUUCAGUACCACCCAUCAAUGUGCUCAUUGUGGAAGACAACAUCAUCAAUCUGAGAGUUUUGGGGGCUUUCAUGCAGCGCCUCAAGGUUCGAUGGCAGAGGGCCAUGAAUGGAAAAGAGGCUGUCACCAAAUGGAGAGCAGGUGGCUUCCACUUGGUGCUCAUGGAUAUUCAGUUGCCCAUAAUGGACGGCUUACAAGCAACAAGAGAGAUCAGGCGGUUGGAACGGGUCAACAGCAUUGGCGUCUUCAGCUCCGGAAGCAGUGAGGCACCCAACAACAGACUAGGCGAAAACGGAUGCUACGGCAGCAGCGACAUCAAGGAAGAUGACAAGCUUGGCGAGAAGAAUAUGUUCAAGAGUCCCGUCAUCAUUGUGGCGCUUACAGCCAGCUCACUCCAGAGUGACCGACAUGAGGCUUUGGCAGCUGGCUGCAAUGACUUCUUGACCAAGCCUGUCAACUUUGUCUGGUUGGAGCGCAAAGUGAAGGAAUGGGGCUGUAUGCAGGCCUUGAUCGAUUUCGACGGCUGGCGCAAAUGGAAGGAUUUCGCAACAGAUUCCGAUACGACGACUGGCACUUCGAAGCUCUCCACUUCUUACCACACUAUUGCUCCCCGAAAGAAGAAACCAGCUAGCCCAACCAUCGGUUCUCACCCACCCAGCAACGGAGAGGCAGGUCCAUCAUCCGUCAAUGGUGGCGUGGCGAAGCCAAAAGAUGAGGAGAAGAAGGGCAAAAGGAGAAGUAUGGGAGUCAUACCGCCCCCAUCUCUCCCCGAGGAAGAUGAUGCUCCUUCAAUAUCAGGUGUAAAGAGCCCCGAAGGCUAG
Molecule: messenger RNA, 2656 nt
Organism: Periconia digitata
Lineage: Eukaryota; Fungi; Ascomycota; Dothideomycetes; Pleosporales; Periconiaceae
Source: the annotation of a GenBank genome assembly